Molecule: messenger RNA, 3349 nt
Organism: Pseudonaja textilis
Lineage: Eukaryota; Metazoa; Chordata; Lepidosauria; Squamata; Elapidae
Source: RefSeq, a predicted model, not a curated record
GGAGGGGAUGCAAGAUACGACCACGCUUUCCCGUUCCGUUCAAAGAUGGAAAGAAAUGGAACGUGGCCUUCGAUUUGAUCCCCUUUAUUUCCUCGAGGGGAGCCUCACAGCGGAGUAUGUUCACACUGCCUUGUUCCAGAUUUCACUAACCCUUGGCUCCAGAGCACUUUGAGAGAAUCUGCAGCAGAGACACAGCUGCUCCAUUGGUAGCUCUUCAGGCCACAAAAUGGCGGCACAGCAAAACCCAAACAAGAUGGCUGCUCUUUCAAAAGAGGUAGAGGACAUGAGAUGUCCAUUGCAGGUCCCAGUGAAAAUAGAAACUCCCUGCCAAGUAAAUAACAGUGCAAAAGAGAGAGAAGGAAAUGGCCCUGCCACCAUUCCAUCUGCAACCAGUGAAGAUUUCACAAGAGCAGUGUCCAGGGUGAAGCAAGAGCUGGCUGAAGAGCCACCACAGAGCUGGGAGUGUCAGUGGCAAAGGGUGCUAGAGGUGGUGCCUGCUCCCUUCAUCACUCCAGUCUGGGACAGCCUGCAGUUGCCUCCUUUGACUCAGGGGGGCAGCACCGAGGCCUACCUGGCCACCUUCGAGCGUAUGGCGGAUGCUUCCCAAUGGCCACGGGAAGAGUGGGUGACUCACCUUGUGCCAGUCCUUAGUGGACAAGCUCAGCAGGCCUAUUUCAGCCUAGAUGCAAAAGACAAAGCUGAUUAUGGGAAGGUGAAAGUGGCCAUUCUGAGGCUGGAUGACUACCUCGCCAUCGAGGCGCACCGCCAGCGUUUCAGGCAUUUCUGCUACCAAGCUGCUGAUGGGCCUCGGAUGGCAUGUCAGCAACUGCAGGAGCUCUGUCAUUGCUGGCUGAGGCCUGAAGGCCAGAGCAAGGAGCAAAUCCUGGAUCUGCUCAUCUUGGAGCAGUUCCUUGUCAUACUUCCACAGGAAAUGCAGGACUGGAUUAGGGAGCGCGGUCCGGAGACGUGCGAUCGAGCGGUGGCCUUGGCAGAGGAGUACCUGCAGGAGCAGCAGGAGACAGAGAAAUGGGCCCAACAGGUAACUGUACCAAUUGAGAUGGUGAUAGUUAAUUCUCCGAUUGUAGAUCAGGCCCAGACAGAAGCAAAAUAUCUCCACAAAGAAAUCAAACAGGUUGACAAUGAAAAUAGCAUUUCUCAAGAAGGCAGUUUUGCCAGAAUGGGAGUAAAGGAUCUGCACCAGGGAGAGAUGGAGGCAGAGGAACGAGGAUGGAGGUCUCCUGAAUUCGGGGAGGUCCUUUUCCCAAAAAUCAGUGAUCUUCCCAGAAGGUCACAUGUGAGCAAGUGUGAUUCAGAAAGGCCACAGAAAGGCAGCCUUUCCACAAGAAUGAUUAAGGAUGAAGUGUUUGGGGGAGUUCCAACCGACCUUGAAAUGAAACGACAUCUGUGUAAGGAAUGUGGGAAAAGGUUUCGGAAGAAGUGGGAUCUCAUCAGGCAUGAAAGGAUCCACACGGGUGAGAAACCGUAUCAAUGUCCAGAAUGUGGGAAUAGCUUCAACCGGAAUACAACCCUCACAAAACAUCUCAUUCAUUCAGGAGAGAAGCCUCACCAGUGCACGUACUGCGGAAGAAGGUUCACACGGCGUUCACAUGUUGUGAAUCACCAGAGACGCCACUCGUGCCAAGGAAGAUCUUGACAAAAGGAUCUAUCGCUUCCAGUCUGAGCAACAGAUUGAGAAGUCCUGUAUGACAGGGGAAUAAAGGUAGCUCGGUUUGUGUCCUGCAGGGCUUGGAAAUUAGACCAAGGGUAGGAGUGAUGUGGAUUAUUGACUAUUUGCUGUUUGUCCACAUCUUGAAUAUGAUCAAAAUGUGCUAAGGACACACAGCUCUCAGGGGCAUCCAUUCUGUUGAGAGGACAAAGGAAAAUCUGUACAUAUUUAUGCCAAUCAGUAACAAUAGAGAAACUAAGACUCCAUCCAAGUCAAAAGAGUAAUUUAUCCACAUUUUACUUGAUCCAGAGCCGCAGUGAGAGAUUGAGUUCCUGUUUAUUUAUUCUGUAUUAUUUGGACUGCUUGCUGGCUACAAAUGAGUAUAUCAUCAUGCUACUAAUUUAGCCCUUAAUAUAGAUGAAUGGAUGCUCCUGGGGAAAUUGCUAAUUUUGAUCAGUAUUUUUGUAUCAGCUAAAGCUAAAUCCUUUACCUGCUUUGCUGUACCCAUGUCCCAAAACAAAUGAUGCUCAUUAAGUAAGAUUUAAAGGCAAAACAUCUUCCAGUAAUAUCUGCCAAUAAAGACUGGCAAAAUUAUCCUUGCCAACUAUUUUGGAAGGCAGUCCAUAGAUUUAACCUAUGAAGGGAUGGAGCUCUCUGAAAAAGUGAUACUAACCAAUAAUUCAGGAUAAAAGAAAUUCCAAGUUUUAAGUAAGAAACAAGACUGAUAGAUUGACCAAGAGGCACUGACCUGGUAUGCUCUUAAAUGGAAAUUUAUAUCCAGAAUAUGUCCCCAUCAUUGAGACUUUCGCAUGUCAAGCCGCCAAGAUGUAGGUAUACGUUUGGCAGUGUAAUUUGGGGAGGAAAGGCCAGAUAGGAAAACAGGAAACAAAAUGGUUUCAUGGUAUGCUGUGCUUGCUGUUACGGAUUUUUAUACUGCUCUGUGGCAAGUCCUUAGGGCUGAUCACAAAGUUAGAAAAUUGUGGCCCUCAAAUGGCUGCCGAAUACAGCUCCCAGCAUUCCUCACAACUGGCAAUACUGGAAUAAUGUGAAGUGAAACUGACUUGGUUAUUUAAUGAUUCAUUUUUUAUUCUGUACAGUAGAAAAUCAGUGCAACAUUUGUUGACAUAAGCUAUUUCCCCCUUUUUACUAAUUCUGAAAACUGCUUAGAGAUUUUUGAUUACAGAAUUCAUAAAUUAAUUUUCACAGACAUCUGUUUUAAUGUAUUGUCAAAUCAUUUUGGCUUUUCAAGCUUCUUAAAAUCCUGUUCUAACAGCAGUACAUAUAUUUCACAUAAGAGGAAAAAAUGAUUUUGCUUCAAAGCUGGGUCCAUUUUAAAAACAGUACACCAGAUAAAAUCUGGAGUAACUUCAAAUCCUACGGCUUGAUCGUGUGGCCCUUAUGUGAGGAAUAUUUAUUUUCUACGAAUGAUCUUUUAUAUACUCUUCAGUUUCUAUGGCUGCCUUUUUAGCAUUAUAGGAUAACUAUAUUUAUAAUAGACUUCCAAGUUUAUUUUGUACACUAUCAUAAUCAACAAAGACUCAUGUCAGUUAACUUCAUUAAAAACAUGCUACCAUAAUAGUUCAACUGAUAAACUUUUAACCCAUUAUUUAGAAGCAUGAAUUUAUUAGAGGGUUUACGCAAACUACUAUGCACUUAAUCCUCUCAUCUGCAAUAUUUAGUUAA